UUGGAUAUUUUUGUUCCUCAAAAACAGUAACCGACACUUUUCAAUCUAUAAGUAUACUCUCCACAAUUUCAUCUUAUUUCCUCACACCCAGCCAUUACAUAUUAAGUUUCCAAUCAAAAGCUUUAAUGAAGAGGAUUGUGCUAGCGUCAGUCUUGUUGUUCUUCUUCUUCUCCAAUGGAGCUGCUGCAGCAGCCAUGACCGACACAAGUUAUAACCUUUACAAGGAUCCAAAGAAACCCAUCAAUGCCCGCAUAAAGGAUCUUAUGAGCAAGAUGACUCUAGCCGAGAAGAUUGGACAAAUGAUGCAAAUUGAAAGAAUUAACGCAACUGCUCAAAUCAUGAAAGAAUACUCAAUUGGAAGCAUCCUUAGCGGCGGAGGAAGCGUUCCUCGGCCGCGUGCCUCACCCGAGGAAUGGGUGAAAAUGGUUAACAAUUUUCAGACCGGUUCUCUAUCGAGUAGGCUCGGAAUUCCUAUGAUUUAUGGCAUCGAUGCUGUCCAUGGCCAUAACAAUGUCUAUAAUGCUACUAUUUUCCCACACAACAUUGCCAUUGGAGCAACUAGGGAUCCCAAUCUUGCAAAACGGAUUGGUGCUGCCACGGCUGUUGAAGUUAGGGCGACUGGGAUCCCUUACGCUUUUGGUCCAUGUAUCGCUGUAUGCAGAGAUCCAAGAUGGGGUAGGUGCUAUGAGAGUUAUAGUGAAGAUCCUAAUGUUGUAAAGGCAAUGACAACAAUUAUAAUAGGUUUACAAGGGGAACCCCCUAAUAAGGGCAUUCCUUAUGUUGGUGGAAAGGAUAAGGUUGUAGCUUGUGCAAAACAUUUUGUGGGUGAUGGUGGAACUGUUAAGGGUAUCAAUGAGAACAACACAAUAGCCACUUGGCAUCAACUAUUGACCAUUCACAUGCCCGCCUAUUACGAUUCAAUCAUCAAUGGUGUCUCAACCAUUAUGGUUUCAUAUUCAAGUUUAAACGGAGUUAAGAUGCACGCAGAUCGUGAUCUUAUCACUGGAUUUCUUAAGAACAAACUUCAAUUUAAGGGUUUUGUCAUCUCCGACUAUCAAGGAAUCGAUAAAAUCUCGUCACCUCCUUAUUCAAAUUACACGUAUUCCAUCGAAAAAUCCAUUCUCGCCGGAAUUGACAUGGUAAUGGGUAUUUAUAGCCACACGGAUUUUCUUGAAAUUUUGACGUCCUUAGUCAUGCAGAAGAUCAUCCCCAUUAGUCGUAUUGAUGACGCUGUCUCAAGGAUUUUGAGAGUUAAGUUCACUGCUGGCCUCUUUGAGAAUCCCUUGUCGGAUCUUAGCCGAAUUGAUAGUAUUGGAAGUGAGGCUCAUAGAGAGUUGGCAAGAGAAGCGGUUAGGAAAUCUCUUGUGCUAUUGAAGAAUGGAGAGAAUUCGGAUAGUCUGGUUCUUCCUUUACCCAAAAACCCAUCGAGGAUUUUAGUAGCUGGAACGCAUGCAGACAACUUGGGCUACCAAUGCGGCGGUUGGACCAUGACUUGGCAAGGAUUUAGUGGCAACAACCUAACAGAAGGAACAACCAUUCUAAACGCAAUUAGAGAUGCAGUUGAUCCAGCGACAAACGUAAUAUAUAGCGAGAAUCCAGAACCUGGCUUUGUCAAGUCAUCGAAUUUCUCAUAUGCCAUUGUUGUUAUAGGAGAAGGUUCCUAUGCAGAAGGCUACGGAGACAGCAUGAACUUGACUAUUCUGGAACCAGGUCCAACAAUAAUAACAAAUGUGUGUGUGAAUGUCAAGUGUGUGGUGGUCCUAAUUUCGGGUCGUCCUCUUGUGAUCAAGCCAUACCUUGAGUCCAUGAAUGCGGUUGUUGCAGCUUGGCUUCCGGGAACAGAAGGUAGAGGUGUGAGUGAUGUUCUAUUUGGUGACUAUGGUUUUACAGGAAAGCUUCCUAGGACAUGGUUCAAGACUGUUGAUCAGCUUCCCAUGAAUGUGGGUGAUCAACAUUAUGAUCCACUCUUCCCUUUUGGCUUUGGCCUCACAACUAAUUAACCAUGUUUUUUUUAUAAA
Impatiens glandulifera is the source of this 2018-nucleotide messenger RNA. RefSeq names its product beta-glucosidase BoGH3B-like. Gene Ontology annotation, biological process: glucan catabolic process. Lineage: Eukaryota; Viridiplantae; Streptophyta; Magnoliopsida; Ericales; Balsaminaceae. Gene Ontology annotation, molecular function: beta-glucosidase activity. The record is from RefSeq and is a predicted model, not a curated record. The coding region runs from base 126 to 2000 and encodes 624 amino acids. The transcript is spliced from 9 exons.